CAGCUUCAUGUGCACUCGUGAACGCGCGAUAUUAAAACAAAUCGAAAGUCAGGUGAUAAAUCCAUAAUACUCACUUCUCAUCUGCUCAGCGCCGUUUUUUGAAGGAUCAACACGCAGAAAGAAUUUCUGACGGAACGUACCAUUAACACGCAAAGAGCCCUGAGUACGCGCCCAAAACCUGCGGACAACCCAAGCACUAGAGAAAGAGACAUGGCAGAUUCAGAUGAGCACAUAAAACGUCCCAUGAACGCCUUCAUGGUUUGGUCAAGGACUGAACGCCGCAAACUUGCUCUCAAGUAUCCAAACAUGCUGAAUUGUGAAAUCAGCAAACUACUCGGUGCCGAGUGGAGUCGCUUAAGCGACGAAGAGAAGAAGCCUUUCGUAAUGGAAGCCAAGCGUUUGCGCUCAAUUCACAGCCAGAAGUAUCCAGAUUACUCUUACAAACCGCGUCGGAAGAAGAACAAAAAUGCCCGCAGCAAAGACACCUAUGCUACGUUUGGUUACAGCUCCAACUUCGAUGUCCUCUCGCCAAGCUACAGCUACCCAAUGCAUCAUUACCUCAGUCCCCAUGUCCCCCCUUACAGUGAAGCCUUCAUGAUGCCGUUGGUAAGUGCACCCACAGCAACCGUAGCUAAACGCCCAUACGUUCCAAGUGGAUACUCUCUACCAAGCCAGGAUCCCCACAUUUCACCCAGUGAGUAUCCACAUCACAGCCACGUUCCAGUCGCGCUUGUUUCUCCAAGUUCAAGUUAUCAAGCUCACACCAUGUCUGAACGAGCUCAAGAAAAAGCACCCUUAUUUUCUCCGUUCCAAAGCCCGUAUUAUAAGUCUUACUAUGGCCACGGGCAAUGCCCCAUGGUCUCGCAAAGCCAAUUAGGAACUAAUAUUCCUCGCUAGAAGAAAUCAGCCAUGUUAGUGAAAACGCACUGCAAAUUUGUGCAUUUCAAACACGACAAAAACAUGUUUCCUGACAUUUGUUUUGUAUAUGACUUUUGAUAUCGAAGGUAAUAUUGAAAUAUUACAAACUCUGUGUAUAAAUUUAUUUCUCUGCACGUCAAACCAUAUACUCAAAAAGUGUAAAGUACGUUGUUGCAAGCAAUUCUUCCAGAGGAGAAAAGAUUAAUGAAUAAAGAGGUUGUUUUA
Molecule: messenger RNA, 1143 nt
Organism: Stylophora pistillata
Lineage: Eukaryota; Metazoa; Cnidaria; Anthozoa; Scleractinia; Pocilloporidae
Product: transcription factor sox-3
Biological process (GO): positive regulation of transcription by RNA polymerase II; neuron differentiation; brain development
Cellular component (GO): nucleus
Molecular function (GO): RNA polymerase II cis-regulatory region sequence-specific DNA binding; DNA-binding transcription activator activity, RNA polymerase II-specific
Source: RefSeq, a predicted model, not a curated record